Messenger RNA from Peronospora farinosa, 777 nucleotides. Lineage: Eukaryota; Oomycota; Peronosporomycetes; Peronosporales; Peronosporaceae. The record is from the annotation of a GenBank genome assembly.
AUGUAUUUAAGCUCGCAUUUGGCUGAGCAUUUGGCGCAGGGACUUGGUGAACAAGCCCUGGCCAACCUCUUAAGCUUUCCUCCUGAGCAACAUGUUGCUCAGUUGGAGCAAUGCGAGGCGUUUGUGCUCGGGCAGCGCAGAAAUGCGUCCGAGGUAAAUGACCAAGCAAAGGCCGAGUCCAUCAAUAAGACUCAGGAUGAGCUUUUGCGUGAGAAAGCUCGAAACGAGGCGCUCAACAGAACUGUUGAGACGCUCUCGGCCCGGUCUAAUCAACCGAGGCCCAUUCGGAUGGACCCUCCGAAGUUUGAUGAGACUGCCCCUCAUACGAUUGUCCACUGGCUUUUAUUAGUGGAGCAAUGCCCGCCUAACGAUGAAAUUUUACUUCAGGCGCGCUUCUUUGGAGCACGACAGGCGAAACGAUCUCUGCAAGAGUAUGUGAAGGAGAUGCGUUCGCUGUCUGCUUUCAUUAAUGUGAGUCCGAUACCGGGAAACAUUAGGGUGCCUAUGUUCAUGAACGGACUACGGCACGGCCCAUCGCGUCUGGACCUUUUUAAAAAGGUGCCAAAGACGAUGGAGGAGGCAAUUAGUAUUGCCAUGGAUGAGGAGCAAUCCUACAACAUCGCCUUGGCGACAGCUUUUUAUAAACCGUCAGCCGAGAAGUCGGAUGCCACUCCAAUGGAGUUAGGCAAUGCAGACGUGGUCUGCAACAAGUGCGGCAAGCGCGGACAUAUGAUGCCUCGCUGCUAUGCCAAACUUGCUGCUGAUGCUAUGUCAUGA